Pyrus x bretschneideri (Chinese white pear) is the source of this 6190-nucleotide messenger RNA. Its product is annotated as formin-like protein 20. Bases 461 to 5257 code for a protein of 1598 amino acids. NCBI's taxonomy places the organism in Eukaryota, Viridiplantae, Streptophyta, Magnoliopsida, Rosales, Rosaceae. The transcript has 17 exons. The record is from RefSeq and is a predicted model, not a curated record.
UUUUAAAAAAAAAGAAGAAAAAAAGGAAGAGUUGCAGAAGACGCACAGGUGCCCCAAGCAGACGAGGAGAAGAAGACGGGUCGGGUCGGGUCCUAAUAGCUGCUUUCUCCUUCUCAGUCCACUUCUCUUCUUUCUCUCUCUGUCUCUCCUCUCUUCUUUCUCUCUCUAGAAUUCCCUCGAUUCCAAUUCCCUUUGCUUUUCCAUUCCCAAAACCCCCACUCCCUCACUUCGUCUCGGGAAUUCAAUUCCCCCUUUUGAUUUUUCUCAAUUGGCGAUUUCUUUCGGGAUUUUCGUUUCGCCGGAAGGGUUCGGCUCGUUCGGGUCGGGUUUUGGACCGUUGAAGAAUCGGAUAAGGGCGGGAUCUGGCUGCGUAUAUUGUUAGGGAUCGGAAUUGUGAUCUAAUUGGAGCUGGUUUGGAUUACCGUUUUGGAUCCGAUCGGGGGAGAAACAGCGCCAUCUGAUGGCGCUGUUCAGACGAUUCUUUUACCGGAAGCCGCCGGACCGCCUUCUUGAGAUCUCCGAGCGGGUGUACGUUUUUGACUGCUGCUUCUCGACCGAUGUGUUGGAAGAAGAUGAGUACAAAGUGUACUUGGGUGGCAUUGUAGCACAGCUGCAAGACUACUUCCCGGAUGCUUCUUUCAUGGUGUUUAACUUCAGAGAAGGGGAUAGGCGGAGCCAAAUUUCCGAUGUGCUUUCGCAGUAUGACAUGACAGUAAUGGAUUACCCUCGGCAAUAUGAGGGAUGUCCUUUGUUGCCACUAGAGAUGAUUCAUCACUUCCUUCGUUCGAGUGAAAGUUGGUUGUCAUUGGAGGGGCAACAGAAUGUGUUACUGAUGCACUGUGAAAGAGGAGGAUGGCCUGUUCUCGCAUUUAUGCUUGCGGGUCUUCUGUUGUACCGUAAACAAUACAAUGGAGAGCAGAAGACCCUUGAAAUGGUUUACAAGCAGGCUCCUAGGGAACUUCUCCAUCUUUUGUCUCCUUUAAACCCACAGCCUUCGCAGAUGAGAUAUCUUCAGUACAUUUCGCGACGAAAUUUGGGUUCUGAAUGGCCUCCAUCAGAUACACCUCUACUUUUGGAUUGUCUGAUACUUCGAAACCUUCCGCUUUUUGAUGAUGGAAAAGGUUGUAGGCCUUUCAUACGUGUUUUUGGUCAAGACCCUUCUACACCAGCUAACAGGAUCUCUAAGCUUCUCUUUUCAACUUUAAGGAAUGAAAAGAAUACCCACCUCUAUGUACAGGCAGAGUGUGUGCUGGUGAAAAUUGAUAUUCGUUGCCGUAUUCGAGGGGAUGUGGUUCUUGAAUGCAUCCACCUGGAUGAAGAUUUUGUUCACGAGGAGAUGAUGUUCAGGGUUAUGUUCCACACAGCAUUUGUACGGUCAAAUAUAUUGAUGCUCGGUCGUGAUGAUAUUGAUAUUCUUUGGGAUGCCAAGGAUCAAUUUCCAAAGGACUUUAGAGCAGAGGUACUUUUUCUGGACGCUGAUGCUGUUGUGCCUAAUAUCACCACAGUUGUGGCAAGUGAAGAAAACGAGACAGGGAGUGCUUCACCCGAGGAAUUUUUUGAGGUGGAAGAGAUAUUUAGCAAUGCAUUGGAUUCACAGGAAGUGAAGGCGGAUUUCGACACUUCCAUGGUUCACGACAAUGCUCGUAAACAUAUAGAUCAGCAAACAGUCUGGAAGGAGGAUUUAGAUCGUCAUGCUUUUGUAGACUGUACAUCAGACGAUGGAAAGCACAAAAAGGACAGAAUGGCAAAUUCUAAUAAUGAUGCGGUGAAGGACAUUGCUGUUGAUGAUGUGAAGUACAAGCUCGAUGAGGUGGAUUCCAAUGUCGAUGCUGUGAAAGACAUUGCUGUGGAUGAUGGAGAUAUGAAGUCAAAUUCCAUCCCAGUUGCUGCUGAUGUGCGGAGUCAUACUGGAACUAAGGAAGUGGUAGAAGAGGUGCGCCGGAAAUUGGAAGAGAUGGAAGAUAUAACUAAUGAAGAAGACGUGGCUACACAGAAGAGAUUAGAGACCAAGGUUGCACAAUCAAAACUGAGUGCUGAGGUCUCUAGACCAAAAGCUGAGAAAUUGCAGCCACCUGCCUAUAAGAGACAGCCUUCAUUUAACGCAAAAGUAGGUGUAGAAACUACGGCAGCAAAACAGAAGUCUAAACAACAAGAAACUCAGGGCACUUCGGCAAAAAUAGCAAAACCAAAUGCGGUGUCUAGGUGGAUUCCGCCUAACAAGGGCUCUUAUACUAAUUCAAUGCACGUUUCCUAUCCACCAUCAAGAUAUAAUAGUGCACCAGCUGGUUUUGCCGGUGCUGCUUCUUCAAAAGAUACAAAUGCAAAUGCUAAACUGAAAGCUUCUUCUGGAACUGCGGUUUCAAAGGAUAUGGAAACUGAACUGAAACAUGGUAAAGUGGACCCUUUGAAGCAUUCAAAGUCUGCACCAGAGACACUAACAGAGACAUCCACAUCCUGCCUGCCAUCGACGCUACCACCAAUCCAAGAGACAGAGACUUCCUCUAUUACAACGGAACAUACUGAUGCACAAGUAGUUUCCCCUUCACCUCCACCUCCUCCUCCACCUCCCCCUCCACCACCUAUGUCUCAAAUAUCUUCAUUGUACAGUUCUCCAAAGCUUUUGUCACCAGCUAUACCAUUGUCGCAAGUAGCUGCAACAGCACCUCCUUCCCCUCCUCCUCCACCUCCCCCUCCACCACCUAUGUCUCAAAUAUCUUCAUUGUACAGUUCUCCAAAGCUUUUGUCACCAGCUAUACCAUUGUCGCAAGUAGCUGCAACAGCACCUCCUUCUCCUCCUCCACCAUCGCUGCCGCCUCCUCUGCUAAGUUCUAAUUCUAUCUUCUCAAAGCCCUCUUCAGUCUCGUGCUUGUUUCCGUCUUCUACCCCGCCACCACCUCCACCUCCACCUCCUUAUGCCUCGUCAUCUAUCACGCAGAAUACUGGUAUAGCUUUGGUCCCUGCACCUCUCCCUUUCCCUCCACCUCCGCUGCAAUCUGGUGGGCAGAAUAGUGGCACCAUAAUGCCUCCACAGCCUUCUUCGUCUCUUUGGAAGGUUGGGUACUCUUCAGCUGUUCAUGUUAUUGUGGCAGGUUCUCAAAAUUCACCACCGCCGCCUCCCCCUCCACCUCCUCUUGCUGCAAGUGUAUCCAAACCUCUUGGAGUUGGAGUACCUACUCCACCGCCACCACCUACUAGUGGAACUCCACCUCCUCCUCCACCGCCGCCUCCUUUGCCGGGAGUUUCAUCUACUCCACAACCCCCACCAUCGCCUCCGCCUCCAAUGCAAGGAACUCCACAUCCACCGCCACCACCUCCUUUAGUUGGAGCUCCACCACCACCCCCACCUUCUUUACGUGGAGCUCCACCGCCACCCCCACCCCCACCUUCUUUACGUGGAGCUCCACCGCCACCCCCACCCCCACCCCCACCUCCAAUGCAAGGGGCUCCACCUCCACCACCUUUACAUGGAACUCCACCUCCACCACCCCCACCACCAUUUUCAGUACAUGGAGCACCUACUCCACCACCACCACCACCACCACCUCCAAUGCACGGAGCUCCACCUCCACCACCACCUCCAAUGCGUGGGCCCCCACCUCCACCGCCACCUCCAAUGCACGGUGCCCCCCCUUCGCCGCCACCUCCAAUGCAAGGUGCCCCUCCUCCGCCGCCACCUCCAAUGUAUGGGGCCCCACCCCCACCGCCCCCUCCAAUGCGUGGGGGGCCACCUCCACCACCUUCAGGACGUGGUGCACCACCUCCGCCACCCCCUCCAAUGCGUGGGGGAGCACCUCCACCCCCUCCACCACCUUCAGGGCAUGGUGCGCCACCUCCUCCUCCACCUCCCGGUGGAGGCCGCGCUCCCUCACUACCUGGAGCACCACCUCCGCCACCACCUCCAGGAGGUCGUGGUCCAGGGCCUCCUGCUCCACCUGGACUUCCUGGUGGUGCUCCUCCACCACCACCCUCAUUAGGUGGCAGAGGACCUGCUGCUGGCAGAGGGCGCGGACGUGGGAUACCUGCCACAGCGCCUCGACGCUCCUCCUUGAAACCACUACAUUGGAACAAGGUGACAAGGGCGUUGCAAGGAAGCCUGUGGGAGGAACUGCAAAGACAUGGAGAGACUCAAAAUGCGCCGGAAUUUGAUGUGUCAGAGAUAGAGAGCCUUUUCUCUGCUACAGUUCCAAAAUCUGCAAACUCAGGAGAUAAAGGAGGGCGCCGCAAGCCUGCUGGUUCUAAACCUGACAAAGUUCAACUGGUUGACCUGAGAAGGGCAUACAACACAGAAAUUAUGCUCACAAAAGUUAAGAUGCCACUUCCUGAUAUGAUGGCUGCUGUUUUAAAAAUGGAUGACUCAGUAUUAGAUGUUGAUCAGGUGGAAAAUUUAAUUAAAUUUUGUCCUACUAAAGAGGAGAUGGAACUUCUCAAGAACUACACUGGUGACAAGGAGGCCCUGGGGAGGUGUGAACAGUUUUUUUUGGAGUUGAUGAAAGUGCCUCGGGUGGAGUCAAAGAUGAGAGUAUUUUCUUUCAAGAUUCAGUUCAACACUCAGGUCUCAGAAUUUAAAAGAAGUUUGAACACAGUAAACUCUGCAUGUGAGGAGGUUCGGAACUCUUCUAAGCUGAAGGAAAUUAUGAAGAAGAUUCUUUUUUUGGGGAACACUUUGAACCAAGGAACUGCAAGGGGUGCUGCUGUUGGGUUCAAGUUGGACAGUCUACUGAAGCUCUAUGAUACGCGUGCCUCUACUAGUAAGAUGACACUCAUGCAUUAUCUUUGUAAGAUCCUUGCUUCUAAAUCGCCAGGACUUCUUGAUUUUUACCAGGACCUUGUCAGCCUGGAGCCUGCAACAAAGAUACAAUUGAAGUCUUUAGCUGAAGAAAUGCAAGCUUUAAUCAAGGGGUUAGAAAAGCUCAAGCAGGAGCUGACGGCAUCAGAAAAUGAUGGCCCUGUGUCAGAAGUUUUCCGUAAGACAUUGAAAGAGUUCAUUACUGUUGCUGAGACCGAAGUGGCAUCUGUGACGAACCUAUAUUCUGUGGUGGGUAGAAAUGCAGAUGCUCUUGCAUUAUAUUUUGGUGAGGAUCCCGCUCGCUGUCCAUUUGAGCAAGUUACUGUGACUCUCUUGAACUUUGUUAAGUUGUUUCGGAAAGCACACGAAGAGAAUAUCAAACAGGCUGAAUUGGAGAAGAAGAAAGCAGAAAAGGAAGCUGAAAUGGAAAAGGCCCAGGGCAUUAACCUCACAAAAAAAGCACCAAAAUAGGUGAAGGAUAUAGUCAUUCUAUCGCUACAUGGGAAAUCGAGCUCUCCUGCCCUACAGAAGAGUGUUCAGUCGCAGUGUUGCUAACUAGUGGCAAGGAGCAUAUGCUUUUAGGAUCCUGGUCGGAAUCCCCUUCUCAGAACUAGUGCAAAGGAAAGCCCCUUCGAGAUAUUAUUUGGAUGAGGGCGGAAAGGGCAACUGUUCGAGUCAUGCAGCAUUUGAAGUUUUGAACCAUGCAUGAAUCUUAACUAUACAUGCUUGACAAGAUGUUCAGUCAGACGAUCACGGCCAACUGAUCAGUCAUGUGGGAUAUCAUACAAAGAGACCGGACCUUGGCUCUCACUCUACGGUUGUGUACCAUUCAUUUAGAAGCAAGGGUUCCCGAGGCAAUCUAGCUUCGUCUGCCACCAUGAUGUCGGAUCUGGCCCCCUCUGGCAUCCUUGGGAGAGCAAAGUUCAGUCUCGGUUCACAAUCAGGUUUCAGCUUUCAUCAUUCGUUUGGCAGAAAAUGUACAGCGCCAAGGAAGAUGCCGUUGGGAUCUGUAAAUCCCACAUCCCUGCUGUGCCGUGGAACUCCUGUAAAUCACACUAACCCUCUCUCCGUAGUUUAGAAUUCAAUUCAUUUUCCUGUAACAUAUAAUUUAGUUCCUCGUUACAUUGAAAUUUUGGAUAGGAGACCCCUUCGUGAUAGGCGUUGUAUAGGGAAUCAGGUUCAGAAAGAAACUAGACGACGACAGGGAAUUUUUUUAAUUUUUAGGGUAAUUGUAAAAUAAAUACCGAGCGCAGUGGCGUUUUAGGAUUCAUACAGCCGACCCCAUUUAAUGGGAUAAGGCUUUGUUCUUGUUGUAAUUGUAAAAUAAAUAUAGGUUGGUUUAAGAAACUGACUGUUUCUUCCUUAUGGUUGUUAGUCAAAAAGUAUAUACUUAAAUUCAUGAAA